AUGCCUCCUCAACUCCCCACCCGCAAGCUGGGCAAGAACGGCCCCGAGGUUACCGCCCUGGGUCUCGGGCUCAUGGGAAUCUCGGCCUUCUACGGCGCCACCCAGCCCGACGAGGAGCGCUUCAAGGUCCUCGACCGCGCCUACGAGCUGGGCCAGACCUUCUGGGAUUCCGCCGACAUGUACCAGGACUCGGAGGACCUGAUUGGGAGGUGGUUCAAGCGGACCGGCAAGCGCGACGAGAUCUUCCUGGCGACCAAGUUCGCCAACAAGUGGACCAAGGAUAGCAUGACGGUCGAUUCGUCGCCCGAAUACUGCAAGGAGGCGUGCGAGAGGAGCUUGAAGAGGCUGGGCAUCAAGACCAUCGACCUGUACUACGUCCACCGCGUGGACAAGGUGACGCCUAUCGAGAAGACCGUCGAGGCUCUAGUCGAGUUGAAGAACGAGGGCAAGAUCAAGUACCUCGGGCUCUCGGAAGUCUCGGCCGCGACCCUCCGCCGCGCCUGCAAGGUGCACCACAUCGACGCCGUCCAAAUGGAGUACUCGCCCUUCAGCAUCGACAUCGAGAAGCCGCAGAUCGACCUGCUGCGCACAUGCCGCGAGCUCGGCGUCGCAGUCAUUGCCUACUCGCCCCUCGGACGCGGAUUCCUCACAGGCCAAUACCGGUCACGGGCCGACUUCGAGGAGGGCGACUUCCGCCUCAUCUCGCCGCGCUUCUCCGAGGAGAACUUCCCCAAGAACCUGAAGCUGGUGGACGGCAUCGCGGCGCUGGCGCAGAAGAAGAAGAUCACGCCGGGCCAGCUGACGCUGGCGUGGCUGCUGGCGCAGGGCGACGACAUCAUCCCGAUCCCCGGCACCAAGAAGAUCAAGUACCUGGAGGAGAACCUGGGGGCGCUGGACGUGAAGCUGACGAGCGAGGAGGAGAAGGAGAUCCGGCAGUUGGUGGAGGCGGCGGAGGUGCACGGGGGUAGGUACGCGGAUACCAUGGUUAGUCACUUGUUUGCGGACACGCCGCCUCUGUAA
Messenger RNA from Amorphotheca resinae ATCC 22711, 1020 nucleotides. RefSeq lists its product as hypothetical. The record is from RefSeq and is a predicted model, not a curated record. The transcript has 2 exons. Bases 1 to 1020 code for a protein of 339 amino acids. Gene Ontology annotation, cellular component: cytoplasm. NCBI's taxonomy places the organism in Eukaryota, Fungi, Ascomycota, Leotiomycetes, Helotiales, Amorphothecaceae.